Messenger RNA from Rodentolepis nana, 558 nucleotides. Lineage: Eukaryota; Metazoa; Platyhelminthes; Cestoda; Cyclophyllidea; Hymenolepididae. The record is from the annotation of a GenBank genome assembly.
AUCUUUGUCUGCAUCACCGAUCUUACAGAGCAAAAAGCCGAGGUCUUAGAGCGAAAACUCUCCAUAGCGCCUACUACAGACGGCGAAUUACUAAUAGCUCAACCGAGAAGAAGAAGUCGAGCUAGUUCAAUCAUGGAGAGGAGUGAGCCGAAGUCUCUGGCAACUGUCCAAUCAACAAUGACCGCCGAACGUCUCUCCUAUAUUGCGCUGUUUGAAGGUAUCAUCGGUAUCACAAUGGCUAUUUGCACCAUGACCAUGGGAUCUGCUAUUUCCAAAUUUGGAUUUCAGUUUCCUGCUUGGUUUAUGCUUGGACUAGUUGCUAUAAACUUGGUGCUCACAGCACUUAUGCCUAACACCAAAGUCCUGUGGGACACUGCAACCAGGAGGAAUUCGUUAGCGCCUAAAGGAUUAGAUGUGGACACGAGGAAAAACCUGCUUUCAAUUUCGGAGACGGGCGAAAAUCGAGACUCCCAAAACCCAAAUGUUGUUGUGAAGCCACCGGCACCGAAAAAGAAGACCAACUGUUGUACUGCUCUUAAGCAAAUGGAGCCCUAUUAA